GCGAGGCGUUACUUCGAAGCUGAUCUUGCCCCACUCUCCUUUGCUUCGCUUUCUCCUCCUCCUAUGCCUUUGGUUUCUGGAACCGGUAUCAAAUCACCUAGGCCGGAGACCGCUGGCUUAUCAUCGACAGCUUCGCGCACUGGCCAGCAGACUAACUGUUUGGGUAGCCAGAUCCAUGUUCUCGCUGGCCUUUUCGACUGUCCUUUCGUGAUCCUCCUUCAUCCGUUGAAUUCUGGUUUAGUGCGAGUUGGCUGUCUGCGAGCGCGUGCCUCUGGCAGCUGCUUCGAUGCCGGACCUUUGGUUAGCGGUCAGGUGGUUAGUCGAAGAUGUCUUGCUAGCCUCGUCCGUCAGACUGUGGGGAACACGGCCCGCAGGCGCCGCCUUGCCUCAGAUGCUUUUCAUCCUCCCCAUGUGCAUAGGGCCCAUCGCAUAGCAGAAAUUUUGCGAUUGACUCGCCGAUAUCAGCAACAGAAUUCGCCUCCCAUCGCUGCAAGCCAUGAGGCGGGACAGACAGCAAUGAGUGACUCAGCCUCUGUACCUCUUAGCAGGAUUAAAAGGAUGCCAAUGGGGCGCACAGGACUGUCGGAAAUGGAACCUUUUCUUCCAGAUCUUGCGGUCGAUCUUAUGUGCAGACCCGUGCUUUGUACCCCUCCAGUAGGUUAA
This is a messenger RNA of Protopolystoma xenopodis, 663 nucleotides long. The record is from the annotation of a GenBank genome assembly. Lineage: Eukaryota; Metazoa; Platyhelminthes; Monogenea; Polystomatidea; Polystomatidae.